GCCAAAAGCAAACUUGCAAAGAAGAAAAUCCAUGUGUUUUUGGUUGUAAAAAUUAUAUUUAGGUUUCUUUGUAAAUUCAGUAUUUCAUGAUUAAAAAUGCAGCAGGCACAUCGCCCUGGAAACCUGAAACAAAGUAACAAAUCUCACAAGUCCCGUCAUAGAUCAAAAAGGGGAAUUUCGGCCGCAGUCAAAGGUAAGGUAAAUAUCAAGGAGUUUGUGCGUCGAAAUCGUCAUAUAUUAAAGAAGGAGGAGCGUCGUCACCAAGCGUCGCAGAUACGUAAAAACAAACGUGAGGAAGUGCUCGCUAAGAAACGCGGUCUUGGUGGUAACCGCAACCCGCCGUUUCUGGUGUGUGUCGUGCCGUUGAACGCGCAGCUCGAUGUUCAAUCCGCGCUGGUUAUAUUGAAGACUUGCUCUGAAGGUGCUGUUGUUACUCACUCCCCAAAUGGCAUCUUGCAUGUUGGGUUACCCAACUUCAAGCAGCGUUUUUCAUUCAUCUGCCCUGAAAAAGACAAUGACUUCAGUCUAAUAGAUGCACUUAAAAUUGCAGACACAGUUUUAUUCAUAUGUUCAGCUCUUGAUGAACCAGUGGACGAAUGGGGUGAGAAAGCUCUAGCACUAUCUAUGGCCCAGGGGAUGCCUACCCCAGUGGUAGUGGCCAUGGACAUUGAAGGAGUCCACCCUAAAAAAAGAACAACUGAAAAGCAAAAUGUACAGAAACUAAUAUCAAAAUGGUUGCCAGAUGAAAAAAUCAUGCAAUUAGACAAAAGCUCGGAUGGCUUAAAUGUAUUGCGUCGAAUAGGUAAUCAGAAACGAAAUGUCAUACACCAUAGAGAAAAAAGACCCUAUAUGCUUGCAGAAGAGGUUGAAUACAUACCAGACACUGAAGGAGACAGUGGCACCCUUAAAGUUAGUGGCUACUUAAAAGGUAUGCCAUUAAAUGUAAAUGGUUUGAUUCAUAUCACUGGUUUGGGGGACUUUCAAAUGUCAAGAAUAGAUGGUUUAGAAGAUCCCCAUCCGUUAAAUAUGGGUAAAGAAAAUGCUAGAAGUGAUACUAUGGAUGCAGAAGUUACAAAAGUGUCAGUAUUACAAAUAGCUGAUCCAGCGAAGCAAGAGUCUUUGGAGUCUGAGAAUGUUCCAGAUCCUAUGGAUGCAGAACAGACAUGGCCGACAGAGGAUGAAAUUAAACAAGCCAAUAUGGAUACUAAGAAAAAAGUAAAAAAGAUUCCCAAAGGUUGGUCAGACUAUCAAGCAGCCUGGAUUGUUGAGUCAGAUGCAGAAGGCGAAGGUUCUGAUCAGGAGAAUGAAGAAAGUGAUGAUGAAAAUGAUAACGAUGAAUUCAUGUCCUGUGAAGAGGAUGAUUCUGACCAAGAAGUGAAUGAGCAAGACAAUGAUUUCGAAUCAGUCGCUGAAUCAGAAUUUGGCCCUACUGAUGAAAAGUAUGAUGCAACUAUUGAUACGUUCGAAGAACAUGAAAUGCUCAAAAAAAUUGCAGCAGCAAGAGAAGAUCAGCAGUUCCCCGAUGAAGUUGAUACUCCACAGGAUGUGCCAGCCAAGGAAAGGUUUAUAAGGUAUAGAGGUUUGGAGUCCUUUAGGACCUCACCUUGGGAUCCUAAGGAAAAUUUGCCUGGAGAUUAUGCAAGGAUAUUUCAGUUUGAGAACUAUGACCGGACUAGGACGAGGGUUUUUAAAGAGCUUGAAGAUAGUCUCAUUAAUAUGUAUGGCUUCUAUAUAACAAUCCACGUCAAAGGGGUACGCCAAGACCUAUGGAAAGCAUACCAUGAAGCUAAUGCCAAUGCUCCCAUAUCAGUAUUUGGUCUCCUACCGCAUGAACACAAGAUGUCUCUGAUGAAUGUUGUGUUGAAACGCACAGGAGUGAGCGAUGAACCGAUCAAGAGUAAGGAAAGGUUGAUCUUCCAAGUUGGGUACAGAAGAUUUAUUGUGAAUCCUAUUUUUAGUCAGCAUACCAAUGGAAGUAAGCAUAAGUAUGAGAGAUUCUUCCAACCUGGUUCAACAUGUGUAGCGACUUUCUAUGCACCUAUACAGUUCAGUCCUUCAACAGUUUUAUGUUUUAAGGAGAAAAAGAAUACAAAACUACAGUUACUUGCAUCGGGUGUGCUUCAGUCGUGCAAUCCAGAUAGAUUAGUUGUCAAGAGAAUUGUGCUUUCUGGACAUCCUUACAAGGUUAACAAGAAAUCAGCGGUCAUCAGAUUUAUGUUCUUCAAUAGAGACGAUGUCGUAUACUUCAAGCCGUGCAAGCUUAGAACGAAAUACGGUCGAACUGGACAUAUUAAGGAACCUUUAGGAACUCACGGUCAUAUGAAGUGUGUAUUCGACGGUCAGCUGAAAUCUCAAGACACAGUGCUUCUCAACCUGUACAAGCGAAUGUUCCCCAAAUGGACCUACGAAGACUGCAUCGUCACAGACAGGGAUGGUAAAGGAAGCGAUGUUAUGGAGUGAUUUUGUAAUAAAUGUAAAUGUAAUAUAAAAAACUGUUUUAUGUCU
Maniola jurtina (meadow brown) is the source of this 2505-nucleotide messenger RNA. RefSeq names its product pre-rRNA-processing protein TSR1 homolog (gene Tsr1). Lineage: Eukaryota; Metazoa; Arthropoda; Insecta; Lepidoptera; Nymphalidae. The record is from RefSeq and is a predicted model, not a curated record. Bases 97 to 2460 code for a protein of 787 amino acids. Gene Ontology annotation, molecular function: GTP binding; GTPase activity; U3 snoRNA binding. Gene Ontology annotation, cellular component: preribosome, small subunit precursor; nucleus. Gene Ontology annotation, biological process: endonucleolytic cleavage of tricistronic rRNA transcript (SSU-rRNA, 5.8S rRNA, LSU-rRNA); maturation of SSU-rRNA from tricistronic rRNA transcript (SSU-rRNA, 5.8S rRNA, LSU-rRNA); ribosome biogenesis. The transcript is spliced from 9 exons.